AUUUCUGAGUGUAUGUGUGUGUGAGGGAGUGAGGCACUCCUUUAGCAGAGAGAGAGAGAGAGGGAGAGAGAGACAGAGAGGUCCAGAAAGCUUUGGAGCAGUGAAAGAAGAAAGAAGACUAACUGCAGCCAGAUUUCUACUCUCUACAACCAAAAACAAAGUGAAUACUUUUCUCUGAAAAAAGUUAGAAAACCGGCCAUGGACGGGAUAACGUUUGGACGCACGUCGCUCCUGUGCACCUUGCUCACGGCAUUGAUAGUAUGCAGUGAGGCUCUGAAUGUGAAGGUGGCUCCUAAAGUGGAGGUGUUAAAAGGAGAGACUGCCAAACUGCCCUGCACUUUUACUCUCCCAUCAUCAGCAAGCAACCCUAUUGUUGAAUGGUACUUUGAGGAGCAGGGAACCAGGAGGCGCGUGGCUUUCCGCUCCCAGGGUGGAGAUGGAAGUGACGAGAACACCCCUCUCACUGGCAGGGUCGCUAUCGAACAGGACUACACCUUGACCAUCUCCUCCACUCAGCCCUCCGACGAGCUUACCUUCUACUGCCAAGUCAACACCGGCCUCGCUGGGGUCGCAGAAGCUGCCUCUAUGCUUAAAGUCUUCUUUGCUCCCGAGAAGCCGGAACUCACAAGACCAUCGAGUCAGGCCAUUUCUGUGGGAGAGACCACCAGCUCCGAGAUUGGCACCUGUGUGACAAUGAAUGGACAUCCCCAGCCAAGAAUUAUCUGGUUCAAAGAUGAACAGCCGCUACCUGAAGUCAAGGACAGGAAAGAGCAGACCUACAUGAUUCCCUCUGUGGUGAAGGAGGCCUCGGGUCUCUACACUAUCACGAGCACCCUGUACAUGCAGCCCACCAAGGCUGACAAGGACUCCGUGUUCCAGUGCACUGUGGAGUACAGCAUGCCAGGCGACCAGAUCAAACAGAAGAAGUCUGACACCAUCACCAUCAACCUCAACUAUCCAUCUGAGGAAGCGACAUUUUCCCUUCUCAACACCGAUCAAGUCAAAGAGGGCGAUACUGUCACUAUGAAGUGUGAGACUGAUGGAAACCCUCAGCCUGAGUUUGACUUCACUAAAGACGGAAAAAUGAUCAGUGGUCAGGGUGGUCUCCUGACGCUGAAAUCUGUCAAGCGCACGGACACUGGCGUGUACAAAUGCACCGCCACAGAUUUCGAUAACUUGGACGCUGACCUGAGCGGAACAAUCAACCUCAAUGUCCACUACAUCGACCCGGUGAACGUGAUCCCUGCCGAGCCUCAAGUCGUCAUGCUUGGAGACAAGGUGGAAUGGCAGUGUAAGACCAAGGCCUCCACUCAGCACACUGUUCAGUGGAAAAAGGGCUCCGAGGUCCUCUCUCAGGACGGCACUCUGUCAAUACAAGAUGUUUCCUAUGAUAAAGCUGGAGAGUACAUGUGUAUUGGAGCCGUUCCAUCUGUGCCAGGACUGACAGCCGAGGCUACUGUCAGCCUCACUGUCAAAGGAAAGCCGAUGAUUGAGACUCCGGUUCCUACAGAGGUGGCGAAGGAAGACGACAUGGUGACUCUGAAGUGCUCGGCCUACGGCUCCCCUGCCCCUCAGUUCACAUGGAAUCCCGCAGGAAAAGAGUCGGUAUCAGUGGAGGGUAACAAGUUGGUGAGCACCGUGACCCUGAAAGCCACAGCCGAGGUCAUGAAAAACGGGGUGACCUGCGAGGUCACCAACGAGUUUGGAACUGAUAGCAAGAAAUUGCCGGUAUCUCUCACAAGAGCAAUUGACAACACGGCCGACAGAGUGCUGCUCUCUGGAAACCCUGUGCUUAAGUCAGCUGACAAGCAGCAGGGAGGCUCCAGCGGGGUGGUGAUAGCCGUGGUGGUGUGUGUUCUGCUGCUCCUGCUGCUGGUGGCCCUCAUCUACUUCCUGAACAAGAAGAGCAAGCUGCCCUGCAGCAAGAAGGGCAAGAAGGAAGUGGCCAGCGGAGAGGUGAACAACGACAUUGUAGUGGAGAUGAAGACAGACAAGGCCAAUGAAGAGGCCGGUCUCCUCAACAAGAGACCGUCCACAGAACAGUGAUGAACAGAGUCGAGGGAAGCAAACGACAGAGAUGAAGGGAAGGAGGACGACUGAUAUGAAGACAACAGGGCUAAUUUUUAUUUACUACACUAGAGGAGCACUGAGGGGGGGGGGGCAACAAGAGGUGGAGCAUGGAAAUGGGUUCGGUUUGGGGACAUCGGGUGGCACACCGUGUUUGGCAUUGGUUAUGCUUGUUUUAUAACCUGGAGUACACCGGUUGGGUGGAGUUUUUUUUUUCCUUCCUUUUUUUUUUUUUUUUUUUUUUUUAAAGAUUGAGUUGCUUCAGCUCCAUCCAUCUGUGCUACCCACAGGUUAAAAACCAUACAUGUGCAAAAUCUUAAUGGGACUCAUAAUCACUGGAUGGCAUUAUUAUCAUGGCUAUUAUCAACUGCUUAUUCACCAAUCAUGUCUUUGGUUGACUCCACUGCAGAGUAGAGCUGAGAAGUGAGGCAUGACUGACACAGUCCAAACACAGUGGCAGAAUCUUUCUUAUCUACCCCGAAUGAAUCACAAAAUGCCAUUAAGCCACUGUGUUUUUUUUGUUUGUUUUUUUUUUUUUUUUGGGGGGGGGGGGGGGGGGGGGAGUUGUACGUUUGCCUGCAAGUGUAACACUGAACGUCUAUUCUGUGUUGGAGUCUACACUUAAAAUUCUCUGCUGGGUACAUUGGGCAUAAUUAUCACAAGCUGUCAUUCUGUUUUAUUCACCUCAGUAACAAGUGAUGAUUUAUGCUCACAUUUUAUCCCUAACACACUGUUUAGUACACAUGGCUGUAACAUUUCUGCUCAAAGACGCUCUGUGUUUGCUUUAGUGCUGUUUGUUUAAUUACAUUUUUGCCACCUGUGAAUGUUUUUUUUUUCCCUCCCAAUAUCCCUAAUUAGCUUUCAGUAGAAACAGCCAAGGCAUUAAUAACGUCAAUCCUUUCUCUACAAUUGCUUGCCAUUUUAAAUCCAGCUAAAAAGCCACUGAACAAGCAAGCUAUUAGAUUGUACAAAUUUGUUCUUGCCAUUUCCAGCAUACUUGUAUAUUAUGUUAGUUUACCAAAUGUUCACUUGUUUUCUUUUGCUCUCUUGUUUUUGUUGUAAAUUCAAACACUGAUUACCCUGUCUAUCAAGCAGGAGGUACACUGUGCAUGAUGUGGAGCUCUAAAUGUCUAUGGUUUCUAAGCUGCUGGCCUGGGACUGUAAUUGCUAUCAUUUCUUCCCGAGUCUUUCACAGCCUUUCAGUCCUCCGCUCUGUGAUGAAACCCCUCUCACAGGCACAGCACGCAGCGGUUCCACUCAGAAAAGCUCAAUUAUCAUCAACUUUCACUGUAAAAUCGGUGGAAUCUGGUGAAAUGGGCGACAGUCUCAAACAGUGGCCUGCUGUGUUGUUGUUUUCACAUGAUAACAAAAUUGAACUUUGAGGGGCUAUGGUGCAGUAGUCACAGAUUCACCUGUUGGGGGGAAAUCACAGGCACAGGUUCACUGUAGUUUGAUACAAGCUGGGAAGGGAAGGGAAGGUGUGGGAGGGAUCGGGAUUAUUGUUGGAGUAUGUGAUGUACCUUUUUAUUUUUACCAAAUGAAAGAGUUUUUGAGUCAGGAGUGUUUCAGGUUUGCAAUACUGGCAUUGCUGUUUCUUCCCUACACUGUCGGCAGACCAGAGAGGUUUGAUAGCGGGUUGAAGUGCCCUUUUACGUUGUUGUACACUGGAACCCAUGGCCUUGAUUUCUUUACUUAAAAAAAGGUCACCUCAAACCACUAUCGGCAACCACAAGGCUCAUUUUUAUUCUUCAAUGAUUGUCUACUGAUCUUGCCAUAAUUACGAUUUGACUGUUAGCAAACCUGUGAUGGCAGGCGAAGAUAGAAAAGUGAACUUGGAGCAUUGUUUUUUAUUUUUUAUUUUAAUGUUUUAUAUAAAAUAUAUUGUGGUAUACAGGUUGUUGUUUUUUUUUUUUUUUAGAAAGGGGAUUCUUAAUUUUGCAACUACUGAGUUUUCAUUUUCCCAUGAUUUUCCAUUUGGUGAGAGAAGAGAGAUAUUUUUAAUUUAGGUGUCUUUUUUAUGAGAUAUUCUCAGUCUCAAUGCUUUACUUCUCUCUGUACUGUAUACUGUAUAUUUUGUGCUACACUGUUGUGACCUCUGUGGUGUGUUGAUGUAUCUUUUUCUUUUGUUCCAGCUGUGUAGAAUUUAUAAUGAAAAAAACCCCCAAGAAAACCAAUCACACUCCUAUA
Messenger RNA from Seriola aureovittata, 4254 nucleotides. RefSeq names its product basal cell adhesion molecule (Lutheran blood group) (gene bcam). The transcript has 17 exons. Bases 199 to 2046 code for a protein of 615 amino acids. Gene Ontology annotation, cellular component: plasma membrane. The record is from RefSeq and is a predicted model, not a curated record. NCBI's taxonomy places the organism in Eukaryota, Metazoa, Chordata, Actinopteri, Carangiformes, Carangidae.